GGACCUGGUCGGGUGCCAGGCUGGUCGUAGUCCGGCUGUCUAUUCCCCGUCCUGCUUCCCUCGCUCCCUCCUCCUCCUCCUCCUCCCCCCGGUCCCGCCCGCCCCGGGUGCCGGCGCUCGGAGCUCGGCCGGGCUCACGGGCAGGGCGAGCGCACGGAGAUGCAUGUUCCUUGUCUUCCGUGGGCCUUCCUGUUUUUUGGAGUGAUCAGUUCCAGUCCGGUCCCAAGAGGUUCUCCCCUUUUUGGGGAGAUCAGAUCCCCCAGUUAUCCCAAGCCAUAUCCCAAUGAUAACGUCAGCAGCUGGGAUAUCCAGGUCCCAAAGGGCUAUGUGGUGAAGCUGACCUUCAAAUACUUUGACCUGGAGCCAUCUGAGUCCUGCUUCUAUGACUAUGUUAAGAUCAAAGCAGACAAGAGGGACUUGGGCCGAUACUGUGGCCGGCUGGGGUCAGCCACAGGCAACCACCCAGGAAGAAAGGAGUUUGUGUCUAAGGGCAACAAGAUGCACCUAGAAUUUCGCUCUGAUUUCUCCAAUGAAGACAACGGCACAGUGAUUCCCUACAGGGGCUUCCUGGCGUAUUACAAAGCUAUGGAUCUGGAUGAGUGUGACCCUAACAGUGCUGCAGAGAAUGAUGAAAGGCCUCAGUGCCAGCACUUCUGUCACAACUAUGUGGGUGGCUACUUCUGUUCUUGCCAGAUUGGCUACCAGCUUCAGAGUGACCACCACUCCUGCAAAGUGGAGUGCAGCAGCGAGUUGUUCACAGAGGCAUCAGGGUACCUGAGCAGCCCCGAGUACCCCCAGCCCUAUCCCGAACACCUCCGGUGUAACUACAGCAUCCGUCUGCAGAAAGGCCUGUCCAUCUCCCUCAAGUUCUUGGAACCCUUUGAGAUUGAUGAUCACCAGCAAGUCCACUGUCCUUAUGACCAGCUCAAGAUCCAAGCACGAGGGAGAGAGAUUGGUGAAUUCUGUGGCAGGGAACCACCUGGCAUCAUUGAAACCAACAGCAAUGAGGUGGACAUACUCUUCCUCACUGAUGAGUCAGGGUUCAGCCGUGGCUGGAAGAUCCACUACACCUCAGAGAAAAUACGGUGCCCACAGCCUGUCCCACAGGAUCAGUUUACCAUCAUCAGAGACCUGCAGCCUGUGUAUCAAUUUCAGGAUUAUUUUGUUGUCAGCUGCAAGACUGGGUAUAACCUGAUGAAGGGUGACCAAAAGCUGGUGUCCUUCACGGCUGUCUGCCAGGCUGAUGGCACAUGGCAUCAACCCAUGCCCCGCUGUGAAAUUGUGAACUGUGGCAGCCCUAAAAGCCUGACCAAUGGUGUGUUCAGCUACGUUAAUGGAUCUGCAAACAACGAGUACCAGUCAGUGAUCUCAUACCAGUGCAACGAGCCCUAUUACCACAUCGUCACUGGAACGGGUGGUGACAGAUUCACCUGUUCUCCUGAGGGAACCUGGCUGGAUCAAGAUGGCCAGAAGAGAAUUCCGUCCUGUUUGCCAGUGUGUGGGAAGCCUGUCCAUCCCGUUAUUGAAGUCCAGCGGAUCUUGGGUGGCAAACCAGCAGGGAGAGGCAACUUUCCUUGGCAGGCUCUGACUGGCAUCAAUGGACGAGGGGGUGGUGCACUGCUGGGAGAUCGCUGGAUCCUGACAGCUGCCCACACCAUCUUCCCCAAAGGAGGACUACGGAAUAACAUGAGCCUGGAGCAGCUGGCAGAGGAGGCUGACAUCUUCCUCGGCCACACCAACGUAGAUGAGCUCCACAGGAUGGGUAACCACCCUGUACGUAGGAUCUUUAUCCACCCAGAUUUCAACCCAAAAGAUGAGCACAACUUCAACGGGGACAUUGCCCUGCUGGAGCUGAAAAACCCAGUAACUCUGGGCCCUACACUGCUGCCCAUCUGUCUCCCAGAUGUCACCAACACCUCGUUCUACACGCAUGGGCACAUGGGUUACGUGAGUGGCUUUGGUGUGGAUAAAAACCGCAUCUCGAGCAAUUUGAAGUAUGUGAGCCUACCAGCAGUUGCUCAAGACAAGUGUCAGAGUUGGCUAGACAGUAAUAAGAAAGGCAUCCCUAUGGUUUUCUCUGAGAACAUGUUCUGUGCUGGCUUCCUGGAAGGCAAGCAAGAUACCUGCCAGGGGGACAGUGGGAGCGUCUUCACGGUGUUGGACAGGGAGAGUGGUCGCUGGGUGGCUACCGGCAUCGUUUCUUGGGGAAUCGGCUGUGCCACAGGCUACGGCUUCUACACCAAGAUCCUCAACUAUGUGGACUGGAUCAAUGGGAUCAUGAAGGAGGACAGGCCCUAGGUACUGCUGUCCUACUCAUUGAAGCACCAUUAGCAUAUCGAUUUCCAGACACAGCAAACAGUAGCCAAAGCUUUUGAUGAUGUCCCAAAGGCGUUUCAAACACGCAAAGCAUGUAACCUUCAUCGUGGGCACUUCUGAAAGCCCCCAGGCUGUUUGAUUGUACCAUUGGCAGCUUGGGGGAUGCCUUUGUGGAUGCUCUGGUUCAUACAAGUCUUAUAACCGGAUGAAGCCUUAAUCGUAUCAGGAAACCUUAUGACAGCAAACAUGUUAUGGUUUAAAAUGUUGAUGAUAUCAUGAGACUGCUGCAGUCUGCUUUUGUACUCUCUUUUGGGAGAAGGUUGCAGGGAAGAAGACUUCCUUGAAGGAUGGGGUGGUUUCUGCUGAGUGUAGUGUACAUAAGCUCAUUGGCAUCAUUGAGAUUCUAUGAAUAUUAAAAUACUUGCUGGAUAAA
Molecule: messenger RNA, 2749 nt
Organism: Prinia subflava (tawny-flanked prinia)
Lineage: Eukaryota; Metazoa; Chordata; Aves; Passeriformes; Cisticolidae
Gene: C1R
Product: complement C1r
Exons: 11
Coding region: 160-2298 (712 amino acids)
Biological process (GO): zymogen activation; complement activation
Cellular component (GO): extracellular region; blood microparticle
Molecular function (GO): calcium ion binding; serine-type endopeptidase activity
Source: RefSeq, a predicted model, not a curated record